Molecule: messenger RNA, 308 nt
Organism: Staurois parvus
Lineage: Eukaryota; Metazoa; Chordata; Amphibia; Anura; Ranidae
Source: the annotation of a GenBank genome assembly
UUAGUAAAUAUAAACUGCUAAAUACCUUUUCUCAUUGACAGUUAGAGAAGUCUUGUGACUUCUAUCAGUGUCCAGCCGAACACAUGUUAAAACUUGUAGGAGGCGUUUUCAUUCUGCUCUAGCAGGAUGCAGGACCCCUGACCCUCUGUCUGGACAGCGCUGAUUGGCCCUGUGCUGAUCACAUGCACUCUCCCAACAAUACACACCAAACUAAGCAUGUGCAGAGUGUCUCCACACGAUAUGUCUUAUCAGGAAAUAAGAGGGGGGCACUGGAAGAAGGGGAGGAUCAUAGAAGUCAGGAUCAUACA